UGACUUUUACAUUUUAGCUAGACAUUCGGCGAACAGUGGUAAUAAGUAACAGCGCCUGUCGACUCUAAGAACAACCCCCUAAUAACUUAAAAGUUAUUCUUCAGGUAAGGAAGUUGAGGGCAGCGAGUGGAACCUCACAAUGACUCCAAAGUUGUCGCUGAUAAUCAUGUUUCUGAUGUCCCGGAUUGGUAUCCUCAACGCCAGUAGCCAAUGUCAUACAGGGGAACACUCUAUUGGUGGGAUGUUCCUCAGAGGUCAUACAUUUAAGACGUAUCGGGUUGGUUUGCCUGAAAUGUGUUAUUUCCGGUGUGAGGAAGAAGUCACGUGUCAGAGCUACAAUUUCGUGAUUGCUCAAAAGAUCUGUGAACUGAACAAUCGUACAAAGGAAGCAACACCGGAAGAUUUUAUGCCAGAUCAGAGGAGAUUUUAUAUGAAACGCUCCCAAAAUAGAGUUCCCCUCGGAUCCAUCAAAGAACUUCCAGCGGAUACCUGCGGUGAGAUCAAAGCGAGUGAAGGCGAAGAGAUGAUUGACGGAAUACACUGGAUUUACUCUGAAGAGAAUGGCGAGGUCAUCAAGGCUUAUUGUAAAGAGGGCUGGCAAAAAAUAAAUGGUGAAGUGCCUGUCUGCUUUGGAGCCAAAGAUAACGAGUAUGGCGCCUUCAACAUGACAAAAAGUGGACGAGUGAAGACAAUGAAGCUUAUUCACAGGUCGGGAUGGGUGAAAUGCAACCCUAAGUAUAAAGCAUCCUUUUGGAGUUGCACUAAUCCACAAUACAAAGAACACUUGAUGACAAUCAUCACGGAUGCUGAUAAGAAACCUGUCUUGCCGCCUACUGAAAACCUGACGAAUUUGGGAAUGGCAGGAGAAAAAGCCCACUUUUACAGUCUUCCUGGAUAUCAUCAUAAUUCAACUGAGCUCGUUUUUCGUACCCUCGUCAAUCCACUGUCUGUUUCGAACAACCAAGAGAUGCAGAUUUGGUACGGACAGGAUAUGGUGGAUAGUCGAGAGGUGGACAACAGUGGGAAAACUUGUGUUGAUGUAUAUGCAUUUUAUGUGUGAGUUUGCCCAUUGAAGACCUUGCCUUCGUUGAUUUCAAAACUGACUUAA
Molecule: messenger RNA, 1108 nt
Organism: Pocillopora verrucosa
Lineage: Eukaryota; Metazoa; Cnidaria; Anthozoa; Scleractinia; Pocilloporidae
Source: RefSeq, a predicted model, not a curated record